AGACAAUAGGCGGCGGCUCGGGGCAGAGCGGCGCGGGGCGGCCGCGGGGCCGGGCCCGGCGCGGACAAAGGCGGAGGGGGAAAGGACGGAACGGAGCGGUGCGGUGCGCGGGGACCGCUGCGUGCGGUGGGCCGGGCUGCAGCCUGACAUGAUGUUUCCACAAAGCCGACACUCGGGCUCCUCUCACCUGCCGCAGCAGCUCAAGUUCACCACCUCCGACUCGUGCGACCGCAUCAAGGACGAGUUCCAGCUCCUGCAGGCCCAGUACCACAGCUUGAAGUUGGAAUGCGACAAACUCGCCAGCGAGAAAUCGGAGAUGCAGCGUCACUACGUCAUGUAUUACGAGAUGUCCUACGGGCUGAAUAUUGAAAUGCACAAACAGGCUGAAAUCGUCAAGAGGCUCAAUGGGAUCUGUGCGCAGGUUCUGCCCUACCUUUCACAGGAGCACCAGCAGCAAGUCCUGGGAGCCAUUGAACGAGCCAAGCAGGUGACGGCACCGGAGCUGAACUCCAUCAUCCGCCAGCAGCUCCAAGCUCACCAGCUCUCACAGCUCCAAGCCCUGGCGCUGCCUCUGACUCCGCUGCCCGUGGGGCUGCAGCCCCCAUCCCUCCCCGCCGUCAGCGCCGGCUCCGGCCUCCUCUCGCUCUCGGCCUUGGGCUCCCAGGCACACCUGGCCAAGGAGGACAAGAACGGCCACGACGGGGACGCCCACCAAGACGACGAUGGGGAGAAAUCAGAUUAGAGUGAAGGGGUCGGGGCUGCUGGGGGUUGGGGGGGGGGGGGGUGAGGGGUCUGUGCCAGCUGCAGCACCCGCAGGCAGCAGCGUCCGAGGGCAGCACCAUGGCAGCCAGUUGUGCCCCCCUGGCCCGGCUUCAUCCUGCACCCGUUCCGGGGGCACCGCACCCACCGCUCCCCCUCGGUAUUUAACGACGACCCUCAAUCCUACCGGUUUCUGCACAACUCCCUGCCCCAACGACCCCCCCCUCUUAACCCCCCCCAACCCCUCUGCGCCUCUCCGGCUCCUCGCUGUUCUGCAUGUCUCUGUUUUUAACCAGUCCCGCAGCAACCGCCGCAGUUCCACGUGUCCAGCCGGGUUUCCUCGGGCUGGGGGGGGCUCUGCUGCCCGCUCCCCUUGGCACAACACCCACUGCUGGGGGGGCCGGGAGCCUGGGGGUGCCUGAGGGGCAUUCGGGUGCCUGGGAGCCCCCCGUCCCCUCCCCACGCCCCCCUGUAGAGGAUACAGCAGCUUUCUCUGUUCUUAUCUCCGUGCGCUAGCGUGUCUUCUAAAAAAAUAAUAAUAAUAAUAAUAAUAAUAAAGACAAAAAUGGAGCAACGACGACAACAAAAGAAGAAUAAAACGAAAUGAUAAUCUGGUGUUUGUAUAUAGUCCUUUAGACAGAUCUUGUUUUGCUUUUUGUGUUUAAUCACUUGACCUAUAAUAAGAGGAACUGAAAAUGCUGUAUCAAGGACGUACAAGCUGUGCCUUUCAAAUAAAGAAAUAAGAAGGUUGGUUAA
Molecule: messenger RNA, 1515 nt
Organism: Gallus gallus (chicken)
Lineage: Eukaryota; Metazoa; Chordata; Aves; Galliformes; Phasianidae
Gene: AES
Product: amino-terminal enhancer of split
Exons: 7
Coding region: 149-742 (197 amino acids)
Biological process (GO): regulation of DNA-templated transcription; negative regulation of canonical Wnt signaling pathway
Cellular component (GO): nucleus; transcription regulator complex
Molecular function (GO): protein binding; transcription corepressor activity
Source: RefSeq, a predicted model, not a curated record